AUGAAACGAAACUAUGGUGGAGUUCCCAUCGACAUGACCCAUAACUGGGGCAAACCACCGCUGUCAUGUCUGCCAUGCCGGCAAAAGAAGCGUCGCUGCGACCGUAAUCAGCCCUGCUGGAACUGCGCUCAGAGGGGCAUCUCGUGUGAAUAUCCAGACCAAAAUGACGGACACCAUGAGAGAACUGUCCCAGUUCAAUUGAGUGAUGUUACAAAUCACGCAGCCGUGGAUUCUGCGUCCCUUGAAGGCUCAUCUGCGAGGAAUGUCGGGAUGCUCAAUCGGAUCCAAAGGCUGGAGGCCGCUGUAUUCAGUCAAGCCAAUCGAGACCUUGAGCCAGACAGUGCAGACCCCCAUCUUGACGGUGUACAUAUGGGGCAUACUAGCGAGAGACCUAUUGCUCCCCGAUUUACUUCAUUUUCAUCACAUACAUUUGUUUCUUGCGCCCCUUCUGUUUCAGUUGACGAGGUCUCUCGACAUCUUCCCCCGUUAGGUGAAGCACGCAAGCUGUUCGACCACUUCGCUCUGACUAUGCAGCCGACCAUAGGUAUCCUGCAUAUACCUUCUACUCGGAGCUUGAUGGAGGAGAUCUAUCAGGGAAUUACAUCCGAGGAAGCACCAGACCGGGCUCGUUUAAUUCUGCUGUUCGGGGUGUUCGCUGGUUCAGCACUGUCGUCCACUCCAAAGCUACUACAUGAACUGAAUUCAACCCAAGCCCAAGCAACGUCAGCAUAUAAAACGUACAUGCGUCUUUCUAUAUCACUGCUUCAGGGCCUCCAGCCAAUUCCCCCGUCGACCAUGGCCCUGACGGCGAUGGCAAACUUGUCACAUUUUAUUAACAACGACGACGGUUAUUCCAUGGAAGGUCAUUUAAUCAGAGCGCGCUGUUACUGGAUGGCGCGCACAAUGGAAAUACACAAACUUGACACACCGAGACGCCGCGAAGAACGCGAAACAAAUGGAUUCGAUGUUAUAGAGGUCGAGGUACAGCGCCGAGUCUGGUGGAGCUUAGUCGCGUCUGACUGGCUAUCAUCCUUUUCUGGCGGCAUUCAAGAAGGUGCCUACACAUAUCACCCGAACCACAUGUGCGUCGACUACCCAACCUAUCUAGACGACAACGAGAUCGACACAGCAGAACCAUCACAGCUCCAGCCCUCGGCCCCCACUCCAACAGGGUACCUCAUCUACCGCGCCAAACUAGCAAGCCUCUGCCGCGAGACCGUUGACGCAAUGCGACCCGUAUCCCAAGAAGGCCACGAAGUCUGCUACGACGUCAUCCUAGCCCUGGACGCCAAGUUCCAAGACUUCCUCGACCACCUCCCUGCCGUCUUCCAGCUUAAUCCGGAGAGUAUCCAACAAUGCGAGCCAUUAUGUAAAGAACGCCCAUACAUCACUUGGCAGCGCACAAUGGCCCAUAUAUCAAUCCACACCCGACUCUGCCGACUCCACCGGCCAUACCACCUAAAGGGGAUGACGGAUCGCAAGUAUGAAUAUUCCCGCCGGGUAUGUCUCCGCUCUGCGCAGAUCGUGCUCGACUUGCGUAGAUCAAUGGACGAGUCUCGUGAUACCGUCCCCGUUGGGCUGAGACCGUCGCGGUUCUGGGUUAUUGUGCAGCAUGUUGCCCUUGCUGCGCUGACGCUUGCGACGGAUGUUUCAUUUGAUGGUACAGCGCCUGAUACCGAGGCGAGAAAGGGCAAGGUCCUAGCGGCGUAUGAGACGCUGGAACGGUCGACGGAGGAGCCGUGUGCGUUCAGGGACGUGAUUCAGAAUAACUUGAGGAUGUUGAUGUCGACGCUGAAUAAGGGACAGCAAGGGGAUAACAGUCAACGGCAAGUGGUGAUGGACGAGUCUUUGGAAUUGAAUGUAGAUUCUGCGCUCGAAGCAACAGGAGACCAGACAGGGUCUGCUCCGUGGGAUGAGAAUUGGGACCAGCUGUGGUCAGAGUUCCUGGACGUUGCGCCGGAUCUGGAUUUCUCGCAGUGGGAUCAGUUGCUGGACAUAGCUGAUACAUAG
This is a messenger RNA of Aspergillus versicolor CBS 583.65, 2010 nucleotides long. RefSeq lists its product as uncharacterized. The coding region runs from base 1 to 2010 and encodes 669 amino acids. Gene Ontology annotation, biological process: regulation of DNA-templated transcription. The record is from RefSeq and is a predicted model, not a curated record. The transcript is spliced from 4 exons. NCBI's taxonomy places the organism in Eukaryota, Fungi, Ascomycota, Eurotiomycetes, Eurotiales, Aspergillaceae. Gene Ontology annotation, molecular function: zinc ion binding; DNA-binding transcription factor activity, RNA polymerase II-specific.